Equus quagga is the source of this 2175-nucleotide messenger RNA. RefSeq names its product beta-carotene oxygenase 1 (gene BCO1). The transcript is spliced from 11 exons. NCBI's taxonomy places the organism in Eukaryota, Metazoa, Chordata, Mammalia, Perissodactyla, Equidae. The record is from RefSeq and is a predicted model, not a curated record. Bases 37 to 1680 code for a protein of 547 amino acids. Gene Ontology annotation, molecular function: carotenoid dioxygenase activity; beta-carotene 15,15'-dioxygenase activity. Gene Ontology annotation, biological process: carotene catabolic process; retinal metabolic process.
UCACUGUCAAUAUCACUCUCACCCGCGCCCCGUGCUAUGGAUGUUGGAUUUGGCAGAAAUAAGAAAGAACAGCUGGAGCCUGUGAGGGCCAGAGUGACAGGCAAGAUUCCAACAUGGCUGCAGGGAAUGCUGCUUCGCAACGGGCCUGGGAUGCACACAGUGGGAGAGACCAGAUACAACCACUGGUUUGAUGGGCUGGCCUUGCUGCACAGCUUCACCAUCAGAGAUGGUGAAGUCUAUUACAGGAGCAAAUACCUGAGAAGCGAUACCUACAACGCCAACAUCGAGGCCAACAGGAUCGUGGUGUCAGAGUUUGGAACGAUGGCCUAUCCGGACCCCUGCAAAAACAUAUUUUCCAAAGCUUUCUCCUACCUGUCCCACACCAUCCCCGAUUUCACAGACAACUGCCUGAUUAACAUCAUGAAGUGUGGAGAAGACUUCUAUGCGACCACCGAGACCAAUUACAUCAGGAAAAUCAACCCACAGACUCUGGAAACCCUGGAGAAGGUUGAUUAUCGCAAGUAUGUGGCUGUAAAUGUGGCAACGUCACAUCCUCAUUAUGAUGCAGCUGGAAAUGUUCUCAACAUGGGCACAUCCAUCGUAGACAAGGGGAAGACAAAAUAUGUGAUCUUUAAGAUCCCUGCCACAGUACCAGAGGACAGGAAGAAGGGGAAGAGCCCCUUGAAGCACACGGAGGUGUUCUGCUCCAUCCCCUCCCGCUCCCUCCUCUCCCCGAGCUAUUACCACAGCUUCGGAUUCACCGAGAACUACAUCAUUUUUCUGGAGCAGCCUUUCAAGUUGGAUAUCCUCAAGAUGGCGACUGCAUACAUCCGGGGAGUGACCUGGGCUUCCUGCCUGGCUUUCCAUAGGGAGGACAAGACCUACAUUCACAUCGUUGACCAAAGGACCAGGAAGCCCAUGCCAACCAAGUUUUACACGGACCCCAUGGUGGUCUUCCAUCACGUCAAUGCCUACGAAGAGGACGGCUGCCUCCUGUUUGAUGUCGUCGCCUACGAGGACAGCAAUCUGUACCAGCUCUUCUACUUGGCGAACCUGAACCAGGACUUCGAGGAGCACUCCAGGCUCACCUCCGUACCUGUCCUCAGGAGGUUCGCUGUGCCCCUGCACGCGGCCCAGGAUGCAGAAGUGGGCUCCAAUUUAAUCAAACUGACAUCUACAACAGCAAGAGCUCUGAAGGAAAAAGACAACCAAGUCUACUGCCAGCCAGAGUUGCUUUAUGAAGGCUUAGAGCUGCCUCGGAUCAAUUAUGCUCACAACGGGAAGCGAUACCGAUACGUCUUUGCCGCUGAAGUUCAAUGGAGCCCCAUCCCAACCAAGAUCCUAAAAUAUGACAUUCUCACGAAGUCGUCCUUAAAAUGGGAAGAGGAGCAUUGCUGGCCGGCGGAACCACUGUUUGUGCCCACACCGGGUGCCGAGGACGAGGAUGAUGGAAUUAUCUUAUCAGCAAUUGUCUCUACUGAUCCCCAGAAGCCACCUUUUCUGCUUAUUCUGGAUGCCAAAAGCUUUGCAGAAUUGGCUCGCGCAUGCAUUGAUGUUGAUAUGCACCUGGACCUCCAUGGGUUAUUCAUCCCAGAUGCAGACUGGGACGCGAGGAAGCAGACCGCUUCCCAGGAAGCAUGGGACAGGGCUUCUGACUGCCACGGGGCCCCGCAGACCUGAGACUCAGCCCAGGAGGAACAGCUCCCCUGGCAGCCUCCCAGCACUCCAGGCCUUAUUCCUCUCUGGGUGGAGGGCAGGUCCUUCGUUUCAUUUUGAACUUUAUUCUUUCCCCGGUUGCUUUGAGACGACGGUGUGGAGACAGAGCUUGUCAGUAUCUUCUCUUUCAUCUUAUUUUGGCCAUAAAAACCUUGUUUGAAAGCCGAUCAAAUAUCUGUUGAUUAGCUCCAGCACUUCUAAGAAUGCCCCUUUCUUUUAUCAUAAAGACAGUGACCAUGAAUCGGAAAUUGUAUCAUCACGUGAUCAUCGUUCUUAGAAUGAGCGGCCACUGACAUAUGACAGAAGAGACAGAGAAAUUGUUAUCAUUGCUCCUUCCUGCCUCCCCUCUCUUCCUUCCCCCUCUCCCUUCUUCCCAGUGGACUAGAUUGUCAUCUGGGAGUUCUAGCUUUCUCAGUCAUGCCCUGUUCGUAAAUUAUGUGGCCGAGAAGGCGUGUUGCU